AUGGAAGAUCUGAAUGGCAAUGCCGAGAGGAGACGUACCUCAGUGGAAGAGACAGCCCUGGAGCGACCGAAUACAACUCAAGCCACACAAGAAGAUGAUCAUACAAAGGCUGAAAUCGACAAGCAGCUUGGCCGCUUGGUAAUUAAUGACACCCAAAGCUACUAUGUUAGCAAUGUUCUGUGGGCUAGUUUAGGGGGAGAGAUUGAGGAAUUAAAGGACCUAUUACAGACCUCUCAGGAACAUGAAAGUGACGACGAUGACAGCUUCCCUGUCAGCCAGGAUUUGGAUUCCGUGGUGUCCCUGAGCCCAAACGCAGCAAUUAUGGGGUUUCAAGCACUGGCACCCUCAAUGAAGCCUUGGUAUCCGCAUCUGUCUCAAUCUGUGAUUCUCCUGGAGAUCUUCAAAACAAAUGUGUUACCCAUGGUUCAUAUUUUCCACGUUCCGACACUGGAACGAACUUACUGGGAUGCACUGGCCUCGCCGGAUGAACUGGACUGCAGCAAUGAAGCAUUGCUCUUCUCGAUUUGGUAUACUGCUGUCAUCAGCAUGGAACCGGAGCAAUGCGAACACGUUUUGACUCUAUCGCGAGCAGUUGCCCUGAAGCAUUACCAAUUUGCAGUACAGCAAGCGAUUGCUCGCGCCGAUUUAUUGAAUACGCAGAGCAUAGUUCUAUUGCAAGCAGUAAUUAUGUUCCUAUCGGGCCUGCGGAAUGAAGAUGCUUCACGAACAACCUGGUCACUGACAGCACUGGUUUCUCAUAUUGCGCGAGCGAUGGGAUUACAUCGUGACGGUGCCGCUUUUGGUCUCCGUCCACUAGAUGUUGAAAUCAGACGGCGGGUUUGGUGGCACAUUUGUCUUUUAGAUAUUCGAUCAUCCGAAUAUCAUGGUUUCGAACCAAUAAUUCAUGAAUCAACAUUCGAUACCCGACUACCACUAAAUGUCAAUGAUGUUGACUUGACUCCGGAGAUGAUAAAUGCGCCCCCCGAGCACGAAGGGGUCUCAGAAAUGACAUUUUGCCUCAUCCGAUGUGAAGUACUUCGUGUCGCGUGGAAAACAGGAUAUGUGCGCCCAAGUAUGCAAUUUCCUGGGCAGCCAUUUACCCGGCUCGAACUUGAAAGUCGAGAAUCCCUUGCCAAAGACCUUGAAGAAAGACUCGAGAAGCGCUACCUGAAGUACUGUGAUACCUCGGAUCCAUUUUACCGAGUGUGCGUUACUGUGGCGCGACUCAUGGUUGCACGGACCUGGUUGGUAGUUUACUAUCCAUUAAUCCAAGAGCACCAUGAGACUGAAUUGCCUAUGGGAACCCGGGACAGGAUUUUUAUCAAAUCAACAAAGAUUCUUGAGCUGUCUGCUGCUCUGUUGAACAGCUCGGAUCGAAGGUGGACAUGGCAUUCCAAAGCUCAGGUUCAGUGGCAUGCGGUUGCCCUUGUUCUCUCAGAAAUCUGCUCACGUCCACCAUCCGCAGACUGUGAUCGUGCUUGGGAUUAUAUUCAAAUUUUAUAUGACCAGUGGAAAAUUAAAGAGCACAAGGGAAAUCUUUGGAGGCCCAUAAAACGUCUCAUGACUAAGGCGAAAUAUGUGCGAGAGGCCCAAAAGACGGCACAAAAGGAUCCAAAACCAUGCUGGAGAGUCUCUGGGAUGACAAAUCUUGUAGAACCGACAAACCAAGCUUCGAACAUCUCUCUGGAUGCAUGUGACCUCAUAAAUAGCGAUAUGAUGACGACAGAUAGCUUGGAUGUUUACUUUCCAAGCAUCUUCGAGCCAAUUCCUCUAGCGGCCUUCUUCUCCCCUCCUCCUAUGGACGUUAAGUUUGAUACUGUUUGA
Molecule: messenger RNA, 1824 nt
Organism: Penicillium macrosclerotiorum
Lineage: Eukaryota; Fungi; Ascomycota; Eurotiomycetes; Eurotiales; Aspergillaceae
Product: fungal specific transcription factor domain-containing protein
Exons: 2
Coding region: 1-1824 (607 amino acids)
Biological process (GO): DNA-templated transcription
Molecular function (GO): zinc ion binding; DNA binding
Source: RefSeq, a predicted model, not a curated record